AUGUCACUGAGCAUGCAGGGUUCCGGAAGAGAGUGCUGGGAAAACUCUCCGUGUAUGGACCUGCGCGGUCGUUACUCAAACGAGCAUCCCGCUUCAACCGUCGGGCCCGUCGAGCGAGACGCUGAAAGCUCCUCGGACAGGCGCGAGCCCCACACCUGCGAGGGCAUGAUCUAUCCCCAAGCCCAGUCCAUCUUGCACGACGAGUUUGGGCGGGUCGACCCCACCGGCUGGUACCCGCACUACAAGACCUGCGUCCAGCACUUUGUCGAGAUCGGCCAAUUCACCUCGACCGUGCAGUCCAUCGCGGCCUUUAUCAACAUUCGCCUGCCAUGCCAACGACCCGACUCCAAUGACGGGGCUGCUCCCUCACCCAUGCCGUUCAUCUCGCUCCGGCCGUAUCUGCGCCGACUGAUCAUCACGGCCCAGGACUCGCCCAUUGUCAUGCAGGCGUUUUUCGGCAACGACUGGGAAGCCGGUGUCGGCUGUAUCUAUCGACAGGAGCGUAUUAACUAUCUCUUUACGGCGAAAAGUGGCGGAUGGGCGCGCACCAAGGCUGCGUACGAUAUCUUGCCGGACGAGCAAACUCCCUUCCUGCGACCCCUCCGCGACCCCUCAGAGGAUGAGAUGCGGGCGGCUGAUGACCGGUGGAGUGAAUGGAUGUUGAUGGAGGACUGGCUCAUUGGGCCGCGGAGUCCCUGGUAA
This is a messenger RNA of Penicillium argentinense, 702 nucleotides long. RefSeq lists its product as uncharacterized. The coding region runs from base 1 to 702 and encodes 233 amino acids. The record is from RefSeq and is a predicted model, not a curated record. The transcript has 2 exons. Lineage: Eukaryota; Fungi; Ascomycota; Eurotiomycetes; Eurotiales; Aspergillaceae.